UUCACAUAAAUGUCGUGUUAAACAUGGUGUAAUAUUACACCAUGGUGUUAAACAUAUCUUAGUUUUAUUAUAACCCUCCAUAUGAUUAUUAUUUACACAUAAAGAAAUGGAGCAAAAAGGUGUGAAGAAAGAAAUAGAUAUUAACGAUGAAUAUGUUUAUAACAAUAAUGUUAAACAAGAAUUUAUUGAUGAAGAUCCAGCGCUAGCUAUAAAUAUGAAUGAUAUUAAACGAGAAAUAAUUGAUGAGUCAAAGAAUAAGUUCCAAAUAGAUGAAAAAUGUAUGGUUGAAGUUAAAGCAGAAAAAGACAGUUUCAAUAAUCAAUAUAAUAAAAAUGAAACCAAAUAUUUGAAUGUUAUAUGCAAAAGAAAUAGAUUGAAAGAAAAUCGGAAAUAUAUUAGACUAAAUACUAUUGCUGGGAUUGUUAUGUGCGUAUAUUGUGGAAAUUUUUACACAAAACGUGUUGAAUUUUUGUGCCACUUUACAACAAAUCAUAUAAUACAAAAAAAAUUUUAUGGGAUUAAAUUUCACCAUAAAAAUAAAAGUUUUCACCAAAGAAGACUUGUUGAUAAUAGUAUUUUGGGGAAUAUUAUUGUAGAAGAUGGAAAAAAAUUAAAAACAGAGAAAGGUUUAGAUGGGGGCAUGGAAGUGUUUUCAGUGGUAAGUAAUUCAAAUGAACAAGGGCAGUUUGACAAGGGUAAAAAGCAAUUCUUAUGUUAUAUUUGUUCAAAAUCAUUUUCACAAAAAAGUCAUUUAAAUUCACAUAUUCUGAUUCAUACCGGAGAAAAGCCUUUUAAAUGUGACAUUUGUUCUAAAACUUUUGCUCGCAAAAGUUCAUUAAAUUUACAUUUGCAUAUUCACACAGGAAAAAAACCUUUCAAAUGUGAUAUUUGUUCAAAAAAAUUCUCACAAAAAAGUUACUUAAAUUCACAUAUGCUUAGUCAUACAGGAGAAAAACCUUUCAAAUGCGAAAUUUGUAUGAAAAUGUUUUCGCAGAAAAGUAAUUUAAAUUCACAUAUGAUCAGUCACACAGGGAGAAAACCUUUCACAUGUGGCAUUUGUUUAAAAACAUUUUCACAUAAAGCUAGUUUAAAUUUACAUUCACUUCUUCAUAAAAUGGAAAAUUCAUUCAAAUGCGACGUUUGCUCGAAAACUUUUUCACGAAAAAGUAGUUUGAACAGGCAUUCGAUGUGUCAUGCCGAAGAAAAACCUUUUAAAUGUGACAUUUGUUCAAAGACAUUUUUGCAGAAAAGUAGUUUGAAGUCACAUUUGCUUUUCCAUACAGGAGAAAAGUCAUUCAAAUGUGACACUUGUUUGAAAAGUUUUUCACUCAAAAGUAGUUUAAAUAGACAUUUGCUUAUCCACUUAGAGGACAAACCAUUCAAAUGUGACAUUUGUUUAAAAACAUUUCCACAGAAAACUAAUUUAAACUCACAUUCCCGAAUUCACACAGGAGAAAACUCAUUCAAAUGUGAUGUUUGUUCAAAAAUAUUUUCACAAAAAAGUCAUUUGAAUUCUCAUAUGCUCAGCCACACCGGGGAAAAGUCUUUUAAGUGUGAUAUUUGUUUGAAAAGUUUUUCACACAAACGAAAUCUCAACAGACACUUACUUAGUCACACAGGGGAAAAGCCAUUUAAAUGUGACAUUUGUUCACAAACUUUUUUGAGGAAGAGUAGUUUGAAUACACAUUUACGUAAUCAUUCAGGAGAAAAACCUUUUCAAUGUAACAUUUGUUUCAAAUCAUUUUUACAAAAAUGUCAUUUAAACUCGCAUGUACUCAGUCACUUAGAGGAAAAGCCAUUCAAAUGUGACAUUUGUACGAAGACUUUUCCUCAAAAAAGUACUUUGAAUAAACAUUUGCGAAUACAUUCAGGAGAGAAAUCUUUCAAAUGCGAUAUUUGUUUAAAAACGUUUUUACACAAAAGCUCUUUAAAUUUACAUAUGGUCAGUCACUUGAAGGAAAAGCCAUUCAAAUGCGAAAUUUGUAUGAAAACUUUCUCGCAAAAAUGUAGUUUAAAUAUGCAUUCUCUACUUCAUAUAGUUGAAAAACCAUUUAAAUGUGAAGUGUGCUUCAAAACAUUUUCACAGAAAGGUAAUUUAAAUAUACAUUCGCUUUGCCACACAGGAGAAAAACCAUUCAAAUGUGAUAUUUGUAUGAAAUAUUUCUCUCAGAAAAGGAAUUUGAAAAAGCAUAUGAAAAUUCACACUAGAAUUGGAUCUUAAAUUAUUAUGGUUUUGAAUCAUAAAAAAAUGAUCCCACAAACAGAACAAUAAUUCAACACCACAAACUGCAAUAAAUACUGUUUUCCCCGUAUAAUUUUUGAAUCAAUACAAAAAAAAUUCUAAAUGCUUAUUUUCAACAGUGUUUUAUAGCUUCAUAAGUUUUUGUAAUCUUUCAUUUAAAUUAAAUAUA
Molecule: messenger RNA, 2411 nt
Organism: Diorhabda carinulata
Lineage: Eukaryota; Metazoa; Arthropoda; Insecta; Coleoptera; Chrysomelidae
Product: zinc finger protein 665-like
Exons: 1
Coding region: 107-2221 (704 amino acids)
Source: RefSeq, a predicted model, not a curated record